Belonocnema kinseyi is the source of this 1161-nucleotide messenger RNA. RefSeq names its product luciferin sulfotransferase-like. NCBI's taxonomy places the organism in Eukaryota, Metazoa, Arthropoda, Insecta, Hymenoptera, Cynipidae. The record is from RefSeq and is a predicted model, not a curated record. Gene Ontology annotation, molecular function: sulfotransferase activity. The coding region runs from base 1 to 1161 and encodes 386 amino acids. The transcript is spliced from 6 exons. Gene Ontology annotation, biological process: sulfation. Gene Ontology annotation, cellular component: cytoplasm.
AUGUCACAAAAGUUUAUCAUUCCCGCAGAUGAUCUUGAUCGACUUCUGCAGGAAAAAUGUACAAGUGAACUUCGAACUGGUUAUAUUACCGUUGAUGGAGUCUGUCUUCCAGAGUAUUUUCAAAACUUUGCUGAUAGAGUUGAAAAUUUUGAAGUACGAGAUGAUGAUAUUUGGGUUUGCAGUUUUCCAAAAACUGGUACCACAUGGACUCAAGAAAUGGUUUGGUGCCUUGCAAAUGAUCUUGAUUUUGAAAGAGGGAAGGUGAUUCUUCAAGAGCGAUUUCCAUUUUUAGAACUGACGAGUUUAUGGGACUACAGAAAUGUAAUUCAACGAAGACCUGACCUGGUUAAGCCUCACGAGUUCAUUUUUGAUAGUUUCAAUUUUGUGAAUAAAUUACCAAGCCCAAGAUUUAUCAAAACCCAUUUACCCUUUCAUUUAUUGCCAAAAGAAAUUAGAACUGGCGAAAAGAAGCCGAAAAUAAUCUAUGUCAGCAGAAAUGUCAAAGAUACCUGCGUCUCUUAUUUUCAUCAUUGUCAACUUUUUGAAGAAUUUUCUGGUACAUUCGAAGAAUUCUGCAGACUGUUCUUAGCAGGAAAGGUUUACUUCGGAUCAUUUUGGAAACAUGUUUCUGGAUUUUGGGAAAGAAGAAUGCAGGGAAAUAUGUUAUUCCUCCAAUACGAGGAGAUGAAGGCUGACCUGCAAUCAGUAAUAAAAGAAACUGCAAAAUUUCUGGGGAAAAAAGAACUCUCCGAAAGUGAAAUAAAGAUACUUGAGAAGCAUUUGAGUUUCACUUGUAUGAAAGCAAACCCAGCAGUGAAUUUUGAAGAAAUAAUCGAAAUACAGAAAAGAUUAAAACUGACCACCAAUGAAGGGAAAUUCAUAAGAAGUGGAAAAGUCAAUCAGUGGAAAGAAAGUAUGUCGAAAGAAAUGAUUAAUCGAUUUGACUCGUGGACAGAAGACGUACCCAAAGGGUACAAGACUUGCGCACAGCGAUUCAAAUUUGAUAUAACUCAGUACGAGUACAUGCCUAUAACUGCAUUUGUGUACAGUACGGAAAGUGGUAGUGAACUGCAUGACACUGAAAAGAAAUUGUACUACCCACUGAGGGGGAAGGAACGAACGGAGGUACAGAAAAAGUUGGAGCACAUAAUGCUAAUGUAA